Molecule: messenger RNA, 1293 nt
Organism: Caenorhabditis briggsae
Lineage: Eukaryota; Metazoa; Nematoda; Chromadorea; Rhabditida; Rhabditidae
Gene: Cbr-pes-4
Product: Protein CBR-PES-4
Exons: 9
Coding region: 1-1293 (430 amino acids)
Biological process (GO): regulation of RNA metabolic process; regulation of gene expression
Cellular component (GO): cytoplasm; nucleus
Molecular function (GO): mRNA binding
Source: RefSeq, a predicted model, not a curated record
AUGGAUCCAGCGAUGUAUCCUGGAGCAUCGGCAGCCAGCUAUUUGACCUACCCACAGAAAACGAAUACAGACUACCUUGGGACCUAUGCAACGCAGACGGCAUCAACGGCAAGGCAAACGGCUAAUGGCUCUUCGGCGUCCUCCACCAAUGACCAUCUUGGGGAUCCAAGCUCCUCGUCAUCUCCACGAGAUUCAUCUCCAUCUACGACAAGUUUAGUCCUAACAAUACGUCUUCUAAUGCAAGGAAAAGAAGUGGGAAGUAUUAUUGGCAAAAAGGGAGAUCAAAUCAAAAAGAUUCGCGAGGAAUCCGGUGCAAAAAUCAAUAUUUCCGAUGGCUCGUGUCCGGAGAGAAUUGUAACGAUUACGGGAACUUUGGGAGUCAUUGGAAAGGCUUUUAAUAUGGUUUGCAAUAAAUUCGAGGAAGAUAUGCUUUUGCUUCCAAAUUCCGUACCUAAACCACCGAUUACAAUGAGGGUUAUUGUGCCAGCUACACAGUGUGGAAGUUUGAUUGGGAAAGGUGGCAGCAAGAUUAAGGAUAUUAGGGAGGCAACCGGCGCUUCGAUCCAAGUGGCCUCCGAAAUGUUACCCCACUCGACAGAACGCGCGGUCACACUCUCCGGCACCGCCGACGCUAUCAAUUUAUGUAUGACACAAGUUUGUCAGAUUCUUCUUGAGGCUCCACCAAAAGGAUCCACAAUCACAUACCGACCAAAACCAACAUUCAACCCAUUAGCAAUUGCCACGUCAGCUGCUACAAUCGCCGCGCAACAGCAACAAGCUCAGGCACAACAACAGUUUGCUGCAGCGGCUCUUAUUGGAGGUGGACAGGGAGUUCAAGUACAACAACAAUUAGUCACUAAUGCACUCCUUCAACAACAUCAGUUGGCUAUGCAGCAAGAGCUGGCUCGUGCUGCUCUCCUCAAUCAACAAUUCAUGAUUCCCGGCCAACUACCAACACAGGCUCAACAGCAAGCUUCCAAGGUGUUUCUUGGGCAACAUGGAUUAAUGUACGCUGGAGCGCAGACAGCUGAUAACAAGGCUAUGGAAGCUGGAGCCGCAGCGGCAGCAGCUGCUCAAUGGCAGGGAUACGAUAUGGCGGCGGUUCAACAGCAGCAACAGCAACAGCAACAACUACUUAAUCAAUAUGCGUUGAAUCAGAGUAUGCUUAUCGGUGCUCCAUUCAUGAAGGGCGGUCCAACGCCGCCUGGCACGUCAUCUGGAAAAGCGACGUCAUCUGGAGCGUCGUCUGGAGCAUCUGGAGCCACGUCGUCGGCACGAUUUCAUCCGUAUUGA